AUGGCGGCCAGCAACGAUGCCGCCGCCGCUGUUCAAGGGGGCCACCCGACCAUGUCGUCCGUCUCUGGCCUCACGCAGACACAGCCUUUCCUCUUCGACCACGUCCACUGCUGCGUCUGCUACCUCGACUACCACCCAACUGCCGCCAGGCAGGCCCAGACCGCCACCGGCCUGAGGUCCGCGAGCACCAGCCUGCCCUUCUACGUGACCGAGUGCGCGCACAUCCUCUGCCGCAACGACUUCCAGCACGCGGCACAAGGGCAUGCGGAUGCCACCUCGCUCGCCACCUGCCCCGUCUGUCGAGCGACCGGAGUCAAUGUGACACCACUCGACGAGGACAAUUUUCAGCAUGCUCACAUGUCGAGGCUGAUAGACUUCCUCAAGGCGCAGUCGCUCAAGCAGAAGCAAGUGCUUCAAAGAGCCUCGCACGAACUCACGGCGGCCAAGGAGCUGAGAGCAGAGCUCGAAGGUGUGAAGCGAGAGAAUGCCCUCUUGAAGGAGCGCCUCAAAGAAGCAGAGGAUGGCAGGGGUCGACCUCCAACGUUCCGCUUCCAGCUCGGGCAGCGGCAAGAGGGGGACUACGCCUUCCAAAGCGCUUCGGUCGCCAGUGUCGAUCGACCUUACUCGAGGUCGGUCGUGGGUACUGCGGCCGGCUCGUCGGGCCAAGCGACGGGCACGCUGCGGCGGCCGGCGCCGCAGAAGGAAACGGGAUCGCAUCGCUCUGGCGGCCCUCCGAGGAGCUACGGCACAUCAAGCAGCGCAGUGCGGGCGAUGCCGACAAUGCCAGCGCCAGUGCUGCCGUCGUCCUCGUCUCGCAGCCACCGAGACGUCGACGCCGUCUCGGUGCGCUCCGAUACGACGGCGCUGCGCCCCCACGCCUCUUCGCACCGGCAGGCGUUCCGACCUUCGACCCUGAGCCGGGAGCCGGUCCCAGGCGCGGCAGGGCCAGCCACCAGUGCUGCGACGCAGGAGUUCCGCCCUUUCAGCGCUCGAGAUCCGGCGCAGGUCCGAGGGUAUCGGAGGAGCGACCUCUGA
Molecule: messenger RNA, 1035 nt
Organism: Pseudozyma flocculosa PF-1
Lineage: Eukaryota; Fungi; Basidiomycota; Ustilaginomycetes; Ustilaginales; Ustilaginaceae
Exons: 9
Coding region: 1-1035 (344 amino acids)
Source: RefSeq, a predicted model, not a curated record